Molecule: messenger RNA, 951 nt
Organism: Psylliodes chrysocephalus
Lineage: Eukaryota; Metazoa; Arthropoda; Insecta; Coleoptera; Chrysomelidae
Source: the annotation of a GenBank genome assembly
CUCUCCGAUUGGUCAGAAAAGCAAUCGAUUCCACCGGAACCUUCGCGAAUUUACUCGAAUCAUCCAAUUGGAUAUAUAAAGACGAGCGUCGGCAACACCCGGCAAGUUUCAAUUUGAAUAACGAGCAGUAUAAGUGAGAACAGCGAAAGCGAAAAGUGAAGCGCGAUUUGUGAAUUCUGAUAUAUUCAAUCAGAGAGUAAUUUGCAGUGAUAUUUUGUGAAAAUGUCUCUACUACCAUAUUUGUUGAGAGAUUCCUUGCUGGACGAUGCAUACUUCAGGCGCCCGUCAAGAAUUAUGGACCAACAUUUCGGUUUAGUGCUGGAUCCCGAAGAUCUCAUGCAACCUAUCGAUAUGCCGAAAGUGCUGUUACGCUGCCCUGCAGGAUACAUCCGCAACUGGAAAUCCGCAGCUUCAGACCAAGACACCGGUUCCACAGUGAAUUACGGUAAAGACCAAUUCGUAGCUAAUUUGGAUGUCCAGCAGUUCAAACCGGAAGAAAUUACGGUUAAAUUGACCGGGGAAAAUACUGUUACGAUUGAAGGAAAGCACGAAGAAAAGGAGGACGAGCACGGACAGGUAUUCAGACAUUUCGUUAGAAGAUACACAUUGCCAAAAAACUACGAUACGAGUCAGAUUCAGUCUAAAUUGUCUUCUGAUGGGGUGCUGUCAAUAACCGCUCCGAGGAUUGAGGUCAACCAAGUGGAAUGUAAAAAUAUUCCCAUUACUCAAACUGGAGAAGCAGCAAAGGCCGUAGAGAAAAAAAGUGAUGGUGACAAGUAAAUCCAAAUAAUAAUUUGAAAAUUUUGUAUUUUUUCCUUAAAAAUGUGUUUACUUAAAUGUCUUUAUAAUCAUUUUUUUUUUGGCAUUUGAGAAUGAAAUUACUGUUCGAGACUGAUUAAUAAGUUGUAUUAUUAAUGCAUUUCCUUUUAGUUUGUAAUAAAUAAAAUCGUA